Messenger RNA from Daphnia pulex (common water flea), 2952 nucleotides. RefSeq lists its product as uncharacterized. The record is from RefSeq and is a predicted model, not a curated record. Lineage: Eukaryota; Metazoa; Arthropoda; Branchiopoda; Diplostraca; Daphniidae. The transcript is spliced from 5 exons. Bases 1584 to 2798 code for a protein of 404 amino acids.
UUUGUUAUGAAAAGUGUUUCAAUGUGUUUCCCUAAAUUGUGUUACGCCAGAGACCAGGGGGAGGCUUUCAACGACUGCUAGAGUUAAUUGGCGACCUCUCCAAGAAUUCACGUUUCAUUUUUAAAUAGUAAUUUCCUGGCUAGUAAGUUGAAAUUAAAAUUCAUUACACGACAUGCCAUGUACGAAAAGAUCGCAACCAAGUACGCUCCCUGUCACACGUUCUUUUAUACGGUUACAUUUGUGAUUUUUCACCAGCCCUGUCGAAUUUUAGCUCUACGACGAUAAGGAAAGUCUAAAAAAUGAAGGCGACUUUAAAUAAUAACCUUAUUAUUUAUGAAAUGCAAAUUGGCGUGAUUUUGUAGAGGACGUGAUGAUGGAUGUAAAAUUCGCAAGGUUUUGGAUUUUUUUUCAAGUUUUAGUGCAAUAGUGCCAUAGCCUUAGCAAGUAGACCCAAACUCAUAAAUAGGAUUUAAAAACUUCAUAAUGAUUAACGAACUAAACGAAGCCGAAAUAGAAAUAGUCCACCACAAAGUUAGAAUCAGAAUUACAGUUAAUCACAUUCGGCAAAAUAUUUAUCAAACGUCAGAGCAGGGGUUAGAGAGGAUGUAUGGACGAUAUGGAUGUAUGGAUCGAUUCGGUUAGAGUUAUUGAUGAUAUACAUCUAUAACUCUGAUUCGAUUCUCGAUUCUUUUUUAAAAGCAGGCGCCCUGUUGAGCGCGAGCUAAUUGGUCAAGUCCUUUUAUUUAUUUUCAAUUCAAAAAGAUAAUUCCCAAAGGGGCGAAGAAGAGGGUUUACCAUUUCCCGUAUUACUUUGGCUUUUGUUUCAACGGUAGUCUGCUGCUGCUGAACGCUGUUGUUAUUUGUUAACUUAUCAUCGAUUGCAAUGAGGAGAACAGAAAUCUUAUCCUGCUGAUCAUUUAUUGUUUUCGAAUUCUAAAAUCAAGUACUUGUUUUCUCGUAGCAUUGUUAUUUUGGUUGCGUUCAUUGCUUUUUUAAACGAUGUCGAUCAAAGUUGAUAAAAAGAAAGACGGUGUUACUUAUUGUGUGACAUGGAAAACGUUUAAAAGCCUCCUAUUUUCGAACAGAGAAAUCGAUGAAAUGUUCGAACUGAACACCCCAUUAAGCAACUUUUCAUUUAAAAUCUCAUUUACUCACAGUUUUCAGUUCAAUUUUUUAAGUUUUAACACUGUUUGCAUUGAACUGCGUUUGUCACUAAUCAAAUGCUCAAGCAACAUUUCUAGUCUGUGUGGAGGAAAAGACGCCAUCUUUAAUUGUGACCAUAAUCUGCCUUGCUCUGUUUGGGUUACAAUCAACGAUGAAGAGGAAAGAAGAAUAAAUCUGGAAAAAGCUGUUGGAUUAGAUGAGUGGACUUCAGGAAAAUUUAGUAUCAAAACUUUUGGCAACCCCACCUUCCACCUUUGGUUGCAGUUUGCAAAACAGCUGACGGAUGCCCAGCAAACACCAUUAGCUGAAGAUAAGGACAAUGGGAAAGUUCCUAAGUCUAAGGAGUUCUGUCGUGGCAAGCUGAUUGCACUCGAGCAACUGGAGAAAGUGUUUGUCUAGCAAACGAACUGCGAUGUCGAAUGUCGAACAAGAAACAAAUUUCCUACGUGGUGGCUGGUCUUGUUACCUCGAUUGCAUUGAUUGCAUUUUGCAUCUGGGCAGGCGUCGGCGGAUUUUUCGACAGGUUCAGUUAUUCUCAAAAACAAAAUGAGACGUCGGAGCCAGUGAUGUCGAUUAAAGAUAGAAGAGGAUUCAUUUUCAGUCGAUCGUCUGAUCAUCCGGAAACUGUUCGAAUUAUUGCCAGUGUCGCUACGUCAAAACCUGUGCCCAUCACUCACCCCAAUGUUUCCUCAUCUUCCGGGGACCAUUUGGCUAAAGUUCAGCGUUCUGAAACUAUGGCGACAUUAGCCAACGAAGGAUCUAGCCAGUGGGCUCAACGCCAGCAUUUAACCCCGACGCCCAAAUCCUUUUUCGACCUACCCGACUCCCGAGUUUGGGGCCCUGCCUUGGUGCAGCAGCAGAGCCGAACGGCGAAUCGAAACAACGAACGCUCGGAUCUUUUUUACCAGCCGGUCGAUGAGUCUAUCAGAAACUGGGAUCACGAUUCUUUCAACAUGAGCAAACUACUCAACACUGUCAGCCGCAUCUUUGGCGUCGACUUGCAAGAAGAAGAUCCUCACGUGAAAGCCAACGAGAAUGCCAUUAGCGCCGAUCGCUCUUCCUGGGUGACGCUGAGUUAUUUGAGUCUCAGCAUCUUUCUUCUUCGCCAAAUGGAUCGACUCUUGAAGUUGCAAUCGGAGCCCGUCGAUCCGCUCCUGAUGGAAGAAAGAGGCCGAAGCAUGAGCAGCGCACUACAACCCUGGACUUACAAUAGUUUGAACUUGCUUUUCACCGAACCCAGUAACAACACGGACGUGGAAAAUGUAGUCAACAACGCUGCCGGUGAAGAUUCGGCCGAUGAUUACCUCUGGGCUGCUCACAAUAUCCUGAAAGCUUCCAAGGAUUCAAAUGGCGAAGGUUUAGACUGUAUUUGGUCUGCUUAUUGCACGGAAAUCAACAGCCGGGCAGCUCUGGAAGGAGUGACAGGAGUAACAGGAACAAUAGCAAAGAUGAACGCUGUAGUGUUGAAAAUGGCGACUGGCUGGCUGAGUCCAUCUACCGCUAUGAUCAAAUUGAUUCGCGCCCCUUUUGACUGGAAUGGAAUCGACUGCAAUAAAAUAUUCCCAAGUUGUAAAGCGGAUGAUGCCGUAAAUUACCUGGUCCGUCUAGCGACGACCACAUCUGGUUCCAACUAAAAUACGGAGAGGGGAUACUAUAACGGUGGAGGUGUUUCGGUUGGCAUAAACACACCGGUCGAGUUCUGUUACGUUGUAAUGUUCGUUAACUUGUCGCGUGUGUACGGGUUGGUUGGUGUAUCAUAUCAUUCUAAUAAAUCCUGAUUAUUGAGUA